Molecule: messenger RNA, 25002 nt
Organism: Lymnaea stagnalis (great pond snail)
Lineage: Eukaryota; Metazoa; Mollusca; Gastropoda; Lymnaeidae
Source: the annotation of a GenBank genome assembly
AAAACAUUUGGCACUGUCUUUUUCUUGUUGUUUCUGCUUCAUAACUAGGGGCAACCCAAAGGAAGCGACCAGACAUCGAUGGGGCUUCACCAGUUACAAUAGAUUACUAAAUAGAACCUCAUUUUCGUUCAAGUACUGCUCAACAGCGUGCAAUAUUGACGAAUCCAAACUGUCAGGUGACAUAACGUACGUGAUUGAAAAGCAAACAAUAAAACAAAAUCUACAAAGUCCACUGAUACAGCUGCAGUGCAAACUCUGUUGACUUUGGGAUGCUCAGAGCCUACUUGAAAGUCUUUGGGCCAUUUGUCACUUUAAUGUGCUACCAAGCAUCUCGCCUACCAAGUUUAAAUGUAUGGAUUUAAAUCGCCGAAUGUACUGUUUCAGAAAGUUAAAGCUAAGGUCCUUAACGUUAAAAUUAAAAUAAUAUACUAUCUCAGUCUUGCGACUCUGAAUGUCGAAACGUUGAAUCUGUUGUGUUGUAAAUUAUCCACUCAUGGCAAUGAGUGUCUACUUUUCGGGCCGAGUCUCUCACUUGAUCUCACGAACAGUAUAACCAAUAGCAAUAGUUUCUAAUUCAACAAACACUUUACGGUUUGUUGCAAUAUAUGAAUUUAUUUAAGAACAAUUCCUUAACGAGGGUUGUGAUAUAAUUACAGAUUACUCAUCCAAUCGGUUCAGCCUAACACACAGCAACACAAGUACAACAGUCAAAAUAUUAUAUCUCCCAUCAAUCUUCCAUCACAACAUCUAGCCAUAUCUUGAACAGUGCUCAACGGCCAUCUCUACCUUCCCAACCACACAACUAAAACUCACGCGUCAUAUCCCCUUACACAAUUACGUCACAACACUCUCACAUGAACGAUACAGCGACACGUAAAAUCUCUAACUCAACAUCUUUUCCCUAUCGAACAUGACAACAAUGCUCUACACAUAACGACCUUGAUUCUCAUACCCUUGACACUCUGUACUAAGAGAAACUAAAAUGUAUUUUUAACAGAUAAAAUAUUUCUAUUGCUUUUACAUUUUCCCAGCGCCCUCUGAAAUCUGGCAAGGUUUUCGGCGCCACCCGGGCAAUCCUAUCACCCCAUCAUCUGCGGCAACACCUUUUUUGAGAACUACUGUUCUAGCUAAACCGCUCUGUCCCAACCAACUUCCCUUCUCCCUCACCAAACUCACGUGGAACAGCUACACAAAAUAUCACCAUGGUGCUGUCAAUAAGAUCCGAUUUCAAUGUUUUGUCUCGAAAUUCAAAAUUUUUAGGGUAACUCAAUCAAUAAGUGAACAUAAAUUGUAUUAGAGUCUACAUUUAAGUACAAACAUUAACAUAAACUGUAAAGAGUAUUUAUGCUUAUAAUGCACCCCCCCCCUCCAAUUGGCUUAAAUAAAUUAUACACGAUAUUUUAAAAUAUCCACAGUGGCAAAAUUGAUCGAAUACGAUUCGCUGCGCCCCUAGCCAGGUCUGAAAACACCACAACACAGACUGUCCUGUGCUACGGUUGUAGCUAUGUUGCUGUGCAGAGAUUAAUACUUUGCGGAAUUCCCGUUUUCUGCUUUUUCACAUUUUAAGUAAGUUAAGAUUUCUAAAAUUUCUAGCCGAAUUUAGGAUAAAUGUAUGGAUACUACUGUUUUAUAUAUAUAUAUAUAUAUUUAUUCAUAUAUAUAAGUGCAAAUUUGUGGGUUUGUUUGUGGAUUUGUUUGUUUGUUCCACAAAGGCUUUUAAAUGGAUUGAAGGAUCUUAUAUAUCCAUCAUUAUCCAGAAUCAAAUAUUUGGGGGGGAGGGGGGGGGGGAGGUAUGAAAUUUUUAAAACAUUCCGUUUGGUGCGGGGGGGCCGAAUUCGUUUUUUAAUUUUAUGUUUGUUUGUUCCACAAAGGCUUUUAAAUGGAUUGAAGGAUCUUAUAUAUCCAUCAUUAUCCAGAAUCAAAUAUUUGGGGGGGAGGGGGGGGGGGAGGUAUGAACUUUUUAAAACAUUCCGUUUGGUGCCGGGGGCCCGAAUUCGUUUUUUAAUUUUAUGAGCUAUAUGAAUAAAAUGAACAAAAUAUACUCCUACAUGAAUAUAUGGUUCUUAACCAAACUUAGUACACAUACACUUGAUUAUCCAUUUCAAAUACCGAAGGAUAAUGAACUCAUAAUAUCCACUCCUUUGGGGGCCAGCGACCCCAUUUCAUGUUUCUUAAUAUAAGCUAUAUAAAUACCAAUAGGCUUAGAUAACACUAAAGGUUCCAUGUGAAUUGAUGAAUCUAGGCCUAACUUGGUACUAAUACCUCUCACAGUCCGUAUUUCAUACUCCAUCAUUUAUCUAUGUAAAAGGGAACGGAAUCUCAACGGGUUCGGGAUCGCAUCGAAAAAUGGGAUCCAAUCGGGGAAACAGGAUUCCACCGGGAUGGGGAUCCAAAUGUGUUCGUGAUCCCACCGGGAAUGGGAUUCCAUCGGGAUAUGUGAUCCCAUCGGAAAACGGGAUACCUUUGUGAUUGGGAUCCGAAUGGCACUAGGAAAGGCAACUGGAACGUGAUCCCCCCCGAGAUUGCUUAGGCAAUUAAAAGGUAAAAAACUCGAUGACAGUUAUAGAAACCCUAGCAACUAUAUCCGGCGUCGCCCGAGAUUGCAUUCUAAAAAAUACUUUUUAACACCUUUUUAGCUAAUAUCGAAAUUAAUGGCCCCGUAAAAAAAACAAAAAAAAAAACAAAAAAAAAAAAAAAAAAAAAAAAAAACAAAAAAAAAAAAAAAAUAGAAACCCGAGCAACUAUAUCCGGCGUCGCCCGAGAUUGCAUUCUAAAAAAUACUUUUUAACACCUUUUUAGCUAAUAUCGAAAUUAAUGGCCCCGUAAAAAAAACAAAAAAAAAAACACAAAAAAAAAAAAAACACACACGCCACUAAAGAAAAAAUUAAACUUUUACAUUUUCACUUAUAAUGAACACAUUAUAAAAUUCGAUUCGAAAAGAAUCGCAUUUCCCUUUCGAAAAUCCCGUUCGCUAGUGGGAUCCCUUCCCUGUUGUACUCAUACCCAUUGGGGUACCGUUCCUUGAUUGGAUCCCUUAUCCCAUUGGGAUUGUGUUCCCUGAUGCGAUCCUAUUCCCUAAUUGGAUCCCAUUCGUUUAUGGGAUCCAAUAUCCUGUUGGCUGAAAAAUGGCUGAAAAAUUCUAGAUUUAAUUUUAUAUAUAUAUAUAUAUAUAUAUGAAUAUAUAUAUAUAAGAAUGAGCUAGAGGGACAUAACGCCAAAAUGGAGAUAUGGUAUAAGUACGUUCGGAUUCCUAAAAACAAAUAAUAGUUAUUUCCUAUUAUUUUACGUAAAUCUAAUAAAUUUAAAUGCGAAAAAAAUAUUUUAAAUCCGCUUUCAUUUUAGUAAACGUUUAAGUAUUAUUAUUAUAAAUUACAAAUACAUUUAAAAUAUCAACUAAAGAACUAUUUUUGGCAUUAUAUGUGUUUAAAAGUUAUGGAAAAAAAUUAAAAAAUUAAAAAUCAUGAUCAAAGAAUUACACCGUAAUCACAUUUAUCGGGAAAACCCAAGCUUCAUUCGUUUAUAGUGCGUUUUUUAGUGCGUUGUUAAUAUUGCGAAAUAAAAUUUUAAAUCAAUUUGUUCUAAAUAAUUCUAAAUAAUCACGCACAUGACGUCAUAGCGCGAAUAGCCUAUUUCUCCAAAAAUCUUAGUUUUCUUUAAAUUUAAUAACCAUGCGUGACAAAGCAGAUAAAGUAUUUUCCCAUCUUAAAAAGAAAAAUUAAUCAAUACAAUCAAUUACUUUUUAAAUUGUUCAUAAAACACACACACAUUUCAGAUGUUUAUAUUUUAACAUUUAAAAGUUUUGCCUGUUUUUUUUCUCCAAAAAUAUCCUUCAAUUAUUAUAAAGGAAUAUAAACAAACCUUUCAAUAUAAUUCUAAUAAGAAAAUGCGGUUUAAGUCAAACGGUGCAGCGCAACUCCAUAGCUAAAUAGUAUUGACUAACCCUUAUAACUAAAACAAAAAAGAACGAAUUAUAUGAAGUGCACAUUAUUUUUGUUUGGGUAUGGAAGGGAGUAAAAUCAGGUGGAAGAUUUUUCUAAAUUCAUUUAAAUCUGGGUGGAGGAGGGGUUGGUCACUUGCCUCAGGCAGCACAUGAUACUUGUCAAAAUAAAGGAAUGAAUUUGAUAAAUAAUUAACCUUCUUGGUUACAUUCAUAUCGGAGGUAGGAAAUAGGAUGUGUACAUUUUUACUUGGAUGACAAUGUAUUUAAAUCCUAUGGUAUUACAUUUGGGAAAAAAGAGAUGUUACAUUCCCUUUUUACAAAUAUGUGUAUGUUCAUUUUGCUCAAGGCAGCAUAAGAUACGUCUCAAAAUAAAGAAAUGAUUAUUAUAAAUAAUUACUUUUCUUCCGUAUAUACAUGUCAGAGGUAGGAAAUAAGAUGUGUACAUUUUUACGUAGAUUACAACGUAGUUAACUCCUAUGGUAAAACGUAUGUGAAAAAAGAGAUGUUACAUUCUCUUUUUACAAAUAAACAUAUGUUUACCUAUUAAGAAAUUCAAUGGCGUUAACAAAUCUUGGGUACAUUUAUAAAAGUAUACCCAUGAAUUUCAAAGCCCAAUCAUUUUACACACUUGAGAAAUUUGAAAAAAUAGAGAUUGUUUAAUAUUUACUUUUAAAAUCAUAAAAUUUAUUUUUGCUUUUACUUUGCAAAAAGUAAAGAGAUGUGUAUUUUAUGAGAUUAAGAAUUUAAAUUAAAAAAAACAAAACAACAACACUCGCAUCUGUUAAAACGAUUGCGCGAUUCUUCUUUAGAUAAAAGAAUUUUUUGUUUUACGAUUUUCUGAUAAUAUAUAAUUUAAAAAAAAAAAAAAUGCAAAAAAUGUGUUUAAAUUUUUGCUGAAGAUAUAUAUCGAAUUCCUAUAAUAUAAAUUAUUUUGAUGUAUAUUUUAUAGAGUUUUCGGUGUAAAUUUAAGGUAAUUUUUUAAAAACAAUUUUUAGAAAAAAAAAGUUGUAAUUCAAGGGCACAAAAGGGUUAAAUCUAAAGUAUUUCUCUAACGUAGUAAUUGUCUCUCAAUUAACUUCUUUAGUGACAAAAGGGAUAUAAUUAGUAAUAAUUUAGACUGUGUAUUUUACGGUCAUGUUUAGAGGGGAAAAAAGUAGUAUUUGAGGGUGAAAGGGGGUAAGGUAGUCCUAUAAUAUUUAGCAGAUAAAUACUUCUCAAAACUUAAUGAUGUUAGAAACGUAAAUAUCAUUACAUUUUUAAAGUUAUGAAGUGUGAUGAGUUUUUGCAAUAGCAGUUAGAAAUUAUCGCAAAGGAUCUACCUUUAUUAUCCCGAUAACAUCGGGGUAUUUAUUCUAAAUAUAAACUUGUGAAAAAUGACUCCUCUACUUCUACGUAUUAGAUUUAUGAAUACGAAUUUUUUUUUUUUACUGCAAAAAGUCAUAAAGUAUAACACGUUUUAAUUUGAGUUAAAAAGAGAGGCCCGGUGUGGGCCUGUCCACAAAGUGCCAUCUUAGUCAUGGAUAAUACGGGGCUGGAGGUCACAUGAAGUCAUUCAGGUAAAUAGAGUUGAAAUUUUAUAGCUGUACUGUUAAAAUCGGUUGAAAAAUGGCGGCGACCUAGCCUUUGAAAAUUUUAGACCGGCCCGAAAUAGACUGUAUGCUAUUAGGCUACUUUUAAAUUCACCCUAAUUUCAUUAUUGGACUAUGAAACAGUGGCGUAGCUAGGGGGGCGCGGACACACCCGCUGUCAACAUCUCAGGGGGGGGGGGCACUCAAUUGAAAAAUUGUAUAUUUGCAGAGCACACACUGGUCGUACAACCGAUUUUUAUAAAUGGAUAACCAAUUACACAGUCAUUUUUCACACAUGUAAACAAUCCCAAUGCUUGAUUUAUUAAAAGUUGUAUAAUGAUGGGUCAGAAAUGAAGUGACCCUAUAAUUAGGUCAGAAAAACACCUUUUAAAAAUGACUUUUUAUCCAUCUAUAGGGCUAACCAGUGAUGUAGCUAGGGGGUACGAACCACAGUGGGUGACACAAACCCAGGGGUGACACCAAAUUUACAAAUUGCAUAUUUACACGCACUCAACGCUCGGUCUAAUGGAAUUUCUUAAAAGGAUAACUGAUCACACGCACAUUUUCCACACGUGUACCUUAUCCCAAUGAUGCGCCAGAAAAACCUUUUUGACCAUGAUUCAUCGCCUACUGAAGUGUUCGGUAUCUUUUAUAAAUGACAGGAAGCAAUAGUUAUAUAAAUUCUGAGAAAUAAAGCUUUCCACUGAAACCAAAUAUGAUAUGGUCGGACGAUUUCAAGUAAAUGAAUCGAAUUGGUAAACAUUUAAAGCAUCAACAAUGAAUUUUUACCCAUUUUUAAGGUAAAAAAAAAUAAUGUUUUUCAAAAUUCUCUAAUAAUUGUUAAUAAUUAAUUUAAAUAUAUUGAAAUUUUAAAAAAAAACAACAUGUUUUUGAAACCAAAUCUAUCGAAACCAAGAGAUCCUCAAAAAUAUUUUUUUCGCGGAUUCGUUACUAGCACCACCUCUCAACAUUAGAGCACGAUUGUUAACAGCACAAGAUCUUUUACAUGCUGUCUGUGAUUUCACGUUACCUUUGGGAUUAUCUACUUUAAGGAACUUAAUUUUAAACAGAAGUAUCUGCAGACAAAAGGCUUUACUUUUGACAAAGUGGUGACCAACCGAGUGGUCUUAAGAUUGUUUCUGCAUGAAAAGCGCUUUCACUUUGUGGAACAUGCUUUUGAAAAUGUACUUUUAAAAUCAGACUCAUAUGGAAUUUUGGUAGAGAGAACACAAAGGUUUAAGAAGAGAAUGAAAGAAGAUCAAUUUAAUAGAUGCCGCACUCUCUCUGCGAGAAGAAAAGAGAAGGGAGAUGCGACUGUGCAUUGCUCGCUUUCAUUCUGAACUCCAGAUCAAAUCAUUAGUGAUCAAGUAAGCAGCAGAUAUGUUUGGGGCUGUUCAACUCAAGAACUACUAUCAGCAAGUGAAGAAGAGUUAUUGGUGUGCGUUCCAAAAUUAACUUCUUUCUAUGAUGAGUUAUCAGAGGACGAACUCUCAAAAGAAAUACCUAGGCUUAGAAGACAUUAAAGGCUGUUGAUAUUGACUUUUACAAAUGCAAGGACUGGUCAUUAUUUAAUUUUUUGAAAUUCACAGCUGAUUGGGAUGUCCUAGAAUCUCUUCCAAUACUCUCGCUAGGCCUUCCAUUGUCCUCUUCUUCUAUAUAUUAAAGGCCCGCAAUCAAUUUAGUGAUCAUUCUCGGUCUUAUCUGUGUGUCUGAGGCAUCAUGUGAGCGGAGCUUUUCAAAACUAAGGCUUGGCUUAUCAAGACCUAUUUACGAUCCACCAUGGGAAGUCAAGGCUUUCUGAUCUGGCUCUACUAUCAGUUGAAAGUGAUACGGUGAAGGAUAUUGAAUUUGAUCAGGUGAUUGACAGAUUAGUAACUUUGAAGACAAUGAAAGGAAAAUGUUUAAUAAAGUAAAUUUAAUGUAAAUAUAGCUAUAACUUAACGUUAUUACUUAUUCCUCUAUAUUUCAAGUGCUCAUGAUCAAUGUAUUGAUAAUUCUUGCUCAUAUACAUUUUGAAAUACAGUUCUUAAAUGCGUUUACCUCCUGACCUGUAAUUCAUUUGUUUUUUGUUCUUGCCAUUGUUAUACAGUGGACUUAUUUUAACAAUAACAAAUCCAUCUUGAAAGUCGUUGGAGGGGGGCCAUUCUGAUUUUACCGCAAAGGGGGACACCGACCCUAGCUACGCCUCUGGUAUGAAGGAUUAUGUCUACCAAGUAUGGCCUAGAUCGAUCAAAUUACCGUGGAAGCACUUGUUAUUAACGAAGUCUAUGGAUAUUUAUAUAGCUCAUUUAAUUAAAAAAAAAUAAAAUUGGAGCCCCAGCCUCAAAAUAGUGGAUAAUAUGAGUUCAGCACCCUUCAGUAUUUGAAUAAGGAUAAUGAAAUGCAUGUUCAUUUAGUUUGGUCUAGAUCAGUGGUUCUUAACCUUUUUGGAAGUUCCGAACCCCACCAGUCCCAUACGCGCAUUCACCGAACCUUCUUAAUAGGAAAAAUAAAAUAUGAUUUUUUUUUUCUGAUUUUUUUGGGACCUCCGCCGAACCCCUGAGACUGAUUCACCGAACCCCUGGGGUUCGAUCGAACCCAUGUUAAGAACCAGUGGUCUAGAUUCAUUCAUUCAUACAUGAGUAUUUAUUGAUAAUUUUAUUUACAUAGGCUCUAGUGGGGAAAAUAGAAUAUAAGGCCUCCCUGGUCCCAAAUGGAAUACUAUGUAAAUUUCAAAACCUCCAAGUAAUUAAUUCUGGAAAGUGAAGAAUAUGUGUGCCAAAUUUAGUCAUGAAACAUCAAUCUAUGCCAUCUUAAAAAAAAAAAAAACAACAACCAAAAAACCCAUUCCAUGUUAAAUUCGCCCUUGUUGAGGCGCUCAUUCUCAACAUUUUCUAUGUUUUUGAGAAAACACCACACUAUGUUAAGGCGGGAUCAAAUAGUACUACACAACUUAAGGAAAAACCCCAGGGAUAUCUGUACCACCCCCACCCCCCUCCCCAACCAUACUAUGAGUCAGCGACCAGGAAGUAAUAAUUUUUAAGAAAACAUUUUAAGCAUGCAAACGCUUGUUAUACCAUAUUCUACCUUAACCUUGACUUGUAUUAGUCUGAUUAGUAAGCUUCAUCGCUUUAUCUAUGUAUAUACAAAUGAAUGUCUGUAUGUUUGUAUGUCUCGUAUGCGCUACUACACAAUUCAUGCGAUUGCGACAAAACUUUGGUGAGUUGUUGUCCACAUAACCGGCCAUUUAAUGGAGUAAUUACAACCUUUAUAAAAUUGUCCGUUUUCAGCCGUUUUUUUCCUUAUAUGAGCUUUGUACAAAAUAAUUUCCAUAUGCGCUCCCACGCCAUUUAUCAGAUAAAAUAUUGGUGAGAUGUUGCGAGCAAGCCCGAAAAGGUUGCUAAAUUAUUACAAUCGUUUUAAAAUAUUCAGUUUUGAGCCAGGGGCCCUAUGUUCUUUUUUUCUCAUAUGACCUAUAUACAUAUAUUUUCAAACCGUAUGCGCUCCUACACCAUUCUUGCCAUUGCGACAAAACUUGGUGAAAUGUUUAUGCAUAAGACCGUGCAUUUUACUACCAUUUGUUAGAAUGCAAUAAAACUUUGGAGAGAUGUUGUGCGCACGCCCGCAAAGGUUUUUUAAAUUAUUACAACCAUUUUAAAAUAUUCCGUAUUUAGCCAGAGGACCUAUGUUCGUUUUUUUUUCUAUAUAAGCUAAACAACUAUAAUUUCAAACAGAGCCAAUACACGGAUGGAUAGCUUUUUAAUCUAAUACAAACAGUGACAUUAAAUUGUGUGUGUAACAUAUUAAGUAGGUUUCUAAAGUAAUACAACAAUUCUACAAUAUUCCGUUUGUGGCCAGGGGCCCUAAAUUCGUUUUCUACCCUUUUAUUAUCUGUAUAUUUAUCGCAUGCAUUUCUAUACCAUUCAACCGAUUGUGAUAAAACUUGGUGAAUUGAUAUGCGCACUACCGCAAAAGUUUCUAAAUUAGAAAAAAAAAACAUUUUACAAUAAUCCGUUUGGGCCAAUGAACCUAAUUUCGGUUUUUCUUCUAAGAGCUUUAUAACUAUAAUUUCAAACAGAGCUAUGGCAUGAGUGGAUGGAGCUGAAUCCGCCGGCCAAUUUUUCUAAUAUAGUACAACCAUUUUACAAUAUUCCAUUUAGGGCCGGGGGCCAUAAAUUCCAUUAUUUUCUUAUUCAAACUAUAAAAAUAAAUAUUCAAACAGAGCUGUUUCAUGGGUGGAUGUAAUUGAAUCAAAUAUAAUAAAAAACACGACAUUUCUGUUUCUGUGUUACAUAAUAAGGAGGUUUCUGAAUUAAUGCAACCAUAUUACAAUAUUUGGGCAGGGGGCCUUAAAUUCGUUUUGUUCUCCUAAAUGAGUUUCAUCAAUAUAAUUUAAAACGGAGCUAUCAACUUUAUCGUCCUUGAAAAAAUGCAAACAGACAGCAAAUUUGUAGUAAAGCAGAGAAAACUCGUUUUUGCAUUUUUAGUGUACAGAGUAUUUUUUUGUUAUUUUUAUAAAUAAGUUUGAAUUUUGUGACGGAUUUUACAAUCGGAUAUGACGUUGAAAACGUCUUGUUUUUUAAAUUAAAAGUAUUUCUUAAAAAUAUAGUCUUAUAAUUUCAAAGUUGUUUUGUGUUAUGUAAAGACAUUUUACAUCAAUCGAUGGUUUCUCAAGUAAUUAAAUAACAUACUAGACAACGUAGGUAAUGAACUAUGGUAAUAUCGAGGUUUUUACGCUGGAAUUUAUGAUCUAUAAACUAAUGUGAAGCUGUACAACUGGAACUCUACUGCCAACAAUGAACGUACCUAUUGUGCGAGGUUAUCAUGUAAAAAGGUGGGAGAUCUUUACGUGUGAAAAUUAUCAACAUUAGGUCUAUCGUAUAUAAAUUGAAUCAAAUACAAACAGCGAUAUUUCAUUUUGUGUGUGACCUAACAAGUUGUAUUAAUUGUGAAAUGCCAUUGCUAAUAACAGAUAUCACAUGCAUUUGUAAUAUUCGUCACAAAGAAAUACUUUUGCUGUCAAAUCAAUUAUGCCACACAAACGAAAAGCUAUUGGUUUUUCUACACCUAAAGCACGAAAGAAAAAGUCAUCACGAGCUUCAGAAACAUUCGAGCAACGAGAGGCAAUACGGGAAACCGCUCGAAUACGCAAUGCUCAAACCCGUUCUUCUGAAACAUUCGAGCAACGAGAAGCAGGACUGGUAACCGCUCGAGUACGCAAUGCUCAAACCCGUUCAUCUGGAACAGUCGAGGAACGUAAAGCAAGACAAGAAACCAUUCGAGUACGCAUUGCACAAACCCGUUCAUCUGAAACAGUAGAGCAACGGGAAUCAAGACGCGAAACCGCCCGAAAAAGCAAUUCUGAAACCCAGUUGUCUGAAACAGUCGAGCAGUGAGAAACAAGACUGGUUUCCGAUAGAGUACGCAAUACUCGAUCCAGACGAACACUGCACGCUAAAUUAAAUCUUAGUGCAUUCCAUCACGAUGGUAAUCAUGAUUACAGUCUUCAUCUAUGUGUGGUUAUUGUAAAAAUGGAUCCUCUAUGCGUGUAUUGCAGUGCCCUCAUAUUUAAAAUGUAAAAAAAGAGAAAAUUUGCUGCGUGGGUGGGAAAGUGAAAUUUCCAGAAUUACAUUCACCACCGGAACCAUUAUCGACGUUGGUAUCAGGUGACACAAGCCAAUCGAAAUAUUUCUUGGCAAACAUACGCAUGUACAAUUCAUGUUUCCAAAUGACAUCGUUCGGUGCAACAAAUAUCGUACGCGAGAAUUACAUACCAACAUUUUAAGUGCAAGGGCCAAUUUUCAUCGUGCAAGGUCUCUGUUGCCACUGCCAAACACAGAUACCACGGGUAGAUAUAUUAUCCUCAUUAGCUUAACAUUUUUGUUGUGUUCUUCUAAUUCUGCCUUUUGGAUUUUAUUGCGAUUCUGUAAUUUGGGCGUUCUUCUAAUUAUAGCACUUGGUGUUCUUCAAAUUCUAUACCUUGGGAAGUGUAAUUCUAUCUUUUAGAUAUGACCUCCACAUUUAAUUUUGGUAAAGAUUCAUUUGCGUCAAAAUGUAAAUAAAAGGUAAUUUUAAAAAUUGGAUGCCAGAGCGACAAAGCUAGGGAUCCUAACAAUAUUCAAUUUAAUUAUACAAAUAAAUUUCUAUAGAAAUACGAAUUUGAAUUUUGAGCAAGAAAAAAAAAAGACUAUUUCAAAUUACAGCAAGUGAAAAGGUACACGCCUCAAAAAUACAAAUGGGAAUUUACACGUACAAUUAUAUAACGUCUCGUAUAUAUUAGGAGAAAUUAAAAACAAUCUCUCUCUUGCUCUAUCUCCGUGUUAAGAAACUUGGCCGCCAAUAUAUAGGGAAUCAACCAGCACGAUCUAGUUAAGAAAUUCUAGAAAUUGCGACACACGAUGACAUUCUUCAGAACAAAUAGAACACAUUCGAACGUAAACAACAUGUUCCCAACCAAGUGAGAGUGUUGGUAAGGCAAUGGAACAUUAACGCGGUGACGUCAAAAUCAAGGGCAUAUUAGGGGAGACAAGCGGUUUUGGCUAAAGAUAGAUCUAAUAUGAAAUGCAAAAAUAGGUCUAGACAUAUGCUUUACUAGGCAAUUAAUAAGAAUAUAACUGAACUUGUUUUAUAAUGAAAAAAGUAAUUUCUGAGAUACUAUAUUUAACUAUUUGAUAUCUUAUGGAUAAAAACAAGAGCUGUUACAAUUGGAGCUGUUAUGCCUGAAGGGUAUCAAGAAAAACGCUUUCAGCUUUAAUAUGCUGCCGUGUGCCAAGUUAUGCUGAUGACCAACAGUUUUGAAUAUCCAAGAGUAAUUGAGGUCUGAGAACUAUAGCAUUUAUUUGUGAGCACAAAUUAGGGAAAAAGGGAAAAUAUAGAAUGGCCAGAAGCGACAGUUGAAAGAAGUCUUGUAAUUUUGCCUUUUACAAGUCGGCUCUCCCCUUGGGCGAUCUUCUUACGCAUAUCGGGCUGGUCGCAUGGUCUUCCCUGAAAUAGGAAAUGCGUGGACGUGUAAGAGAGCGUUGAGUCAGCGUCACGUGACGGCCAAUCGCAGCGCAUGAGCGGAUGAGUAACCAGCCUAAUCGAGUCGCAGCGCGCCCCUUUGUCCUACUUUUUAAUUCAAUGUGUGUACAUGUGCUAUAAUAGUGGGGAUUACCCAAUUUAUCACAGACACACGCAUAGUACUAUACGCCUGUGUGUAACCCAUUUACUGUUAAGUGGCACAUUGCCAUACGCAUAACGAGAAAGAUACACGUUUCUAACAUAUAUGAUCGAUUACCAGAUGAAAUAAGUGGAAUUAAAUUGAAACUGUCGCAUAUGUGAGAUUUAUCUCAGUGGACCUCAGCCGAAUUAGAAGAGUGUAGGAUGCUUUAAUCAAUAAACACGCUCAGUAAAUAAACUCUGUUUAUUUAAAAUCUCAAUGCUGUCAAGAGAUGAAGUCAUAAAUAUCUUUCUUUUAUUGUCUCUAUUUCAGAUCACGUUAGUGUGAUGAUAGUCUUCAAACAAGAGCUUUCUUCCACCAGUUACAUACGUAAAAAUGUGUUUGUACCGAUCAAGUAAAUUAAUGUCAAUUAUUUUCAUAUAUUUUUUCGCCAUUUUGCUCCUUGAAAUUGAAAAUGUGCAAGAAAUAGGCGAAAUCGGAAGACAUUUAGUCCGCUUGAUUAAAGACCAUUGCAAAGUUCAAGAAAGAAACCGGUCAAUGGAGCUAGUCAGCAAGGUUGAGUCUACAAUGACGAUUGUUGACAUUUUCUCACUCUACUUGCAUAAAGUUCAAGGUCGAACCAAAGAUAAACGAGAAACCUAUUUGGUGUCCCAUGCAGAAGCAGAUCUUACAUCAACAUUAAGUUUUCCCCCCGAUAUUAACGAUAACGAUCUAAAUAAACUUUUAAUGUUUUUAACAAUGGUAAGUAUUGUGUUGUAUAGUCAAAACCUGCUUAAUCUGGAAAUACCAGCAUGUGGUGAGACCGGUGGUUAUUCGGUUUAUUCUCAAAAGAACUCGUUAUUCAAACAGCUGGUAUUUUCCAAUCUAAACACCUCCCUCUCCAAUCUGAAAGCCCGAGUGUAUAAUACGGACAUUAGAAAAAUCCGUGCACCAGUAUUUAAGGACACGGGCCGUUUUAACGAUGCCUUCAAGCAUCAUCCCUUUCCAGAAUGGUUAUUUUCUUUUGAUGGCAACGUACGGAGCACAGUUGUGAACUUAUAUCCUCUGCAGAGUUUUUUCCGACUGGCAAGUUUUCGCCCUCUCUCAACGACGCCAUCGUCCAGUCCGGGACUCUACUGCAAGCUGUCCAGCGCAGGAUUUAGAUAUACCCGCGAUUCAAUCGUUGUCUGUGAAAGUUGUAACAAGCGAGAAGAUAUUAAAAAUUUUAAUUCCGAUCCGAGUUGUCCCGAGUACCAUGAACCUGGCUGUUCAUAUGUUGCGUCUGCAACGGCCGGACCGAAACCUACACCAACACGAAGCGACGGAGAAUGUCGUGAUUUAUAUGUCGUAGAAAAUGACGGACACAACGGUGGAUCAGAAGACAUUGAAGCGGACGGAGAAAUAAGUUGCAUGUCAAGCCCACGAGUGAGUAAUAUACAAACUACGAACAAGGAGCAGACGAGAAAUCCCGUCGAGCAUUUUCCUAAGAACGAUCUGGAUAAUGUAAAUGAAAAUGUAAGUCACCUCGGCGAAGUAGAUGCUGGUUUUGAUGAGCUUCUCUCUUUGGGAUCCUCACUGAGUGCUGAAGCAAGCCUCUCAUCAACAAUUCACAAUGAAAGUUUUAGUGAUGAUGGUAAGUGACGCCAGAAAAUUUUCACGUUUUUUUUAUCAUUACGUACUUACGCCUUGAAGAGCAAAGCAUACAAUAAUAAGCUCACUUUUAAAGAAAUCUUACUAUUUGCGAUACAAGUUUCGUGAAUGCAAAUUUUCCUCCGUUCCCUAGAUGAGUCAUCAACUUCUGAUUAUUGGUCUUUGACCAGUGAAGAAACGGAAGCUUUAACUGUUUCACGUUUAAGAGAUGGCCCGCCCAACGAUUGGAUUGAACCGGACAGAAAUACAGGUUAGUAGCUGUUUUGAAAAAAUUAAUAACUUGUCUUACCAAUGAAUGUAAACACGAUACGCACCCUAGAGCAAUAUUCACAUAUAGCUGAUACUCUUGGUUGAGUGAGAAUUCAUGUACCUUUUUUUUCUGUACAACAGCAACUUUUGAGAAAUGUGACAAUCUGAUAUUUGUGGCAUGUUUAAAUUAUUAUAUACCGUUCCAUUUAAUUGGGACAACAACAGAUGUAAACACAUUCAUUACAACUUUGUUACGAAGAUUAAUGGACAGAGCUUAUAUAAUAAGCUAGUUCAAUAAAUAAAAUGGAAUGGAAUUGUGUAAUAUAAAAUCUUGAGCUCAGUUCAAACAUUCAUAACUUGUAGGUACACAUAAUUAUUGUUUAAUAAAUAGCCAUGAGCUCCUAAUUAUUGUUUUUGUAAUUCAUCACCUGUUUCAUAACUCCAGUUGAGAGCGAGUUCUUUGUUCCUGAAAGAGUUGGCGAACUUUACGAGUUGAACUUUGUCUUGGAGUCGGCGAAACCAACAUGUCAGAAGAGUCCUAAUCAUUUGGGAUUCGUUAGGAUGAGACAUUUAACCCUUGAAGCGCUGCCCAAAAAGAUAAGAUACAGAGAAGUUUUAAAUCUAAUACGGCACAGCUCUAGACUCGUGGUGAAGCUAAUCGUGUCUGUGACGAGCAAGGCCCGAAUGACCGACCCUAGUUCACUGGACGCAGGCUUAAGAAGGAGGGUAGGUACUGGAAGUCUAUUUGAGAAAAAAUGCUUCGUAGAUGCGUUAGACGAAACCGCCACCGAAACACGUAAAUCCGGGAAGAUUUUCAUAGAAACGCAUCGGAAUUUGAUCUACAAUGAUGAGGAGGCCCGAGGUUGUACCGCGUACUUUACAUUCGACUCGGACGCUAACUUGGGUCCAAAGAAGCUGAAGGGGGUUAGAAUUGAACACAGCCCGGUUCUGGGAGACGAUAGAUCUUUUCUAGUCUGCACAACCGAGGACCUUGCGUUCUUUGACCUGUUGAUCAGGUGGCAGCAGGAGUUCGACAGGCAGGCGGAGCGGCUGCCGCGUGAGAUUCAGUCCUGUUUAGUGGGUAGGGUCAUCAUAGUCAGCUAUCCUCACGGCGGUGAACAAAUGGUUUCAUUUGGGAAAUCGACUAGGAUGAGCUACGCCAUUGCUUCCGUUGAAAGAGAUGGGAAAAUGAGUCACAAUUUGACAGAAAUGAGAUACAACAAUCAAGGUAAUUAUGGAUAAACACAAAGUAUGGUUUUGUUAUUGAUUUUAAAUACAUCAUCUAAACUAUACCCAAUUUUUGUUUCGUAUAAAUCCUUUGUAGGCAUUAUUCAUUUAGUUAGUAUAAUGUCCCAUCCGCUUUUACACCGCAUAUUUAUUUCACCAACUUUUCCAGAAAAAAGCUUAAUAAAAUAUAACACAUCAAACAUACUUGCGCAAUUUUUUAAAAUGAAUCUCAUUUAGCGCAGUUAUCGGAAAUUUUAUUUCAUGAAAUCAGUGGCAUCAUAUUUCCUUUAUUUCCCCCCUUGAAAAAUAGGAAAAACAUAUUUUUGUGGGUUGGGGUGGUGUUGUUAGGGCUGAAAAUUUAAUAGCAUUUUAUGUCAAAGAGUCUAUGUGCCAAGUUUCAGCUCAAUAGGUUGACGGGUAGUGGGUCAAUUAGCCGGUCCGAAGAUUUUGCCCAAAACACACAAAAGAGAAGUUAUAUAACAUUUUUUUAAAGCUUAAAUAAUGAACAUAAAUUGUACAUUCGGAAUGCCUAUUCCUGUUUAGUUAUAUUUUAUUGGCAAGUACGUUAUUCAGAUCGAUUCAUAGUUAGCCUCAGAACAUCGCUCUUUACAUGCAAGGGAGUUAAAUUAAAAAAAAAUUACAUCCUUUUAAGAAGAAGAGUUGUGUUAUUCCCCCUGAAUUCCUAAAAUGUGUACUCGAACGUUCAAUGAUCUGCUCUUAGCUGGAUCUGACCAUCGGCUCUUCAGACAUGUGUUGAUGUACACUGCGGAUACAUGCCCUGGGUGCAGUGGCGCCCCUGUCAUUACAUUCAAGAAAUCCUCGGACCACUAUGCUCACGAAUUUUGGAUGCACCAUGGGAUAUCUGCACAAGACGACUUCAACGUCUCUGUUAUGAAAGGUAUUGUAUUGAUGUCACCACUUGGUCUACUUGUAUAUAAUAUUAUCGUUCGAAGACAAAAAAAUGCCGAUAGAGAGAUUAAAUUAAAUAAUACCUAAAGAGGUUACUUUUUUUUUUCUUUCUAAAAAGCAAUUUAUUAAAAUGAAAUUCAUGUAAAGAAUCACAUUAAAGAGUAAAUAUAUACUAUUUUGUAACAUUCAACAUCAUAAAGUACUGAAUAUAAUUAAAUAUAAAAUGACGAUGUGCAUCAUGACACUUAACGGUCUAUUUAAAUCAACUUUUCUCAGAAGGUUUAGAACCAGUUUUUCAACACAUCUGUAGAUUUCUCCUAACAUAAAUUUUGUUUUUUUUAAAAAAAGCUUCGUGCACAAAUUUAUAUAGUUAAGGAGUCCGCGGAGGUCUUUCAACAAUUUUGAGGACUCCUUAGAGAUGGGCAUCGAAACAAUUUUUAAAAGUUCGUGUUCGUUUAGGUUCAGUAAAAAUUUGAAUUCGGGCUCGCUUUGGCUUGGCAACUGCUUAAGUGCAUGGUUCGGUUCAAUUCGGUAGCAACCGCGAUUUGAAUUUUGCUUGGUUUUUAAUUUGGAUAAAAAAAAAAAAACGAUAGGCUACAUUAAAAGAAAAACAACAUUUGCGUUUAAAAUAAAAAUAUUGAAAUUCACUUAAAAUGUGUAGAAUAUAUUUUCUUUAGCUAUCAUGGACAACGGGAUUUAUACAAUUAUAAAUGAAGGGGUGGGCCACUAGAAGUUUAAUGAAAAAAUAAGUAAACAUAAAUGUGUAUUUGGGUUUAAUUUGAGUGUUUUAGGCUUAUUAAUAGUGCGAUGCAAAAAAUAGUUCAUUAAUCCUCUAAAACUAGAAUGCACACUGAGAAUUUCUUGCACAAUGGGUUUGAGUUUUAAACAAAUUCUAAUUUUGUUUGUCUCUGAAUGAUACACGUAAAUGGCACUGGAUAGAAAUAUUCAACUACAAUGUUUUAAUUUGUCAACAUUAAUAAAAAUUAAGUCUAUGCUUAAAAAUAUCAUUUUGGCUUUAGAAAAAAACAACAACAAAAAAAAACAACAAAAAACAACAACAGAAGAAGGCAUUGCAAUAUUUAUGUUUUGUAGUUUUAAUUAAAAUAAAACAUUUCUGGCAAAGUAGGGAUGUGCCAAAUUCGUAAAACAUUGUCGGUUCUGACAAGUUUGCGAUAUGCCCUUUCGCUUUGGUUCGUACUCGUUUAAUUCGGGUACGGUCGUCAGUUUGGCAGUAAGGUUCGCGUUCGGUGUAAUCGGUUUGGGUUUGGUUCGAUUCCCGACUCUAGGCUCACUGCGGUGAACGCGCUGAGAAAAGCUAAUUUAAAGGAUAUAAUUUCAUUUUUGUUGUUUGUUUUAACUUUGAAAAAUUUCAUUUAAAACCUAAAAAAAAAAAGAAUGACACGAGAUUAACAGCAACUGAGCCUAGGAAGCUAUCCUCGAGGAAUUUGCAGACACUGAUGCGCAUGUCCAGUGCUGUGGUGAAGAAUCAUGCGCACUUGAUCUGAACUUUUGAUGGUAAAGAAGUUCAGGAUCUCUUCAGUUGAGUAUGCUCUUUGGUUGCAGAUUCUAGUCCCUGAACAUCUGUAAUUUUAUAGAGCAUACAAUUUACAUACUCAAUCUAAAAAAAUAAAUUAAUAAACCAACAAGCAAACAAAAAAAAAAAAGAAAAAAAAACAACUACAAAAACAAAACAAAAUGCAACAGUUGUCACAUGUGUUUAUUAAUAACCAUUUUAAGUUAAAAAUAUUGUCAGGUCAGGAAGCCAAAAGAUUGUUUUACAUAGCGAAAGCUAAAAAAUUGCUAGCAAAAGCUUCUUCUAAAAAAAAAAAUAUACAUAUUUUUUUAAAAGUUGGAAUAAAUUUUAAUAAACAUUAUUUUUCCAUAGCGUUUACAGGAGAACAAAUUCAGACCUGCCGUCAACUUGUCCUUCCUAAGAGGUCGACACUUGCAUCGCCAUUCGUGAAUCAGGCUAUUAACUCGGCAACUCCUUCAUGUUCAACAUCCCAUUCAAAUUCUCUCCCAUUUAGACUGACCACCGCAGCGUACCCUGUUUAUGGUGCUUUCCAGAAGAGAUUAGAAAGCUACGGAAAUUGGCCCGCAAGUCAUAUUUUUAAAGAUGCAGACCUUGCAACUGCGGGAUUUUUCUAUGCUGGUUAGGAUAAGAAAAUUGUUAUUGUUAACUUUAUUUUUACAUUUGUUGGAGUCAAGUUGAUAAAAACACGUGAUUUACGUCCUGUAAUGAGUUAGCAAGAUUAGUUAGCUUUAGCAAGAUUCGAUUAAACUUUAUUCAUCUCUAAAUUUUUGCACACUAGUACUCUUAAUUCAAAUUCAUUGUACAUGUUACAUGUUUUACAUACAAUUAUUUUAUAGAAAUGUAAUCUCUUCCAGUAAGUUGAAUGAAAUAUCUUGCCCUUAGGGUAUACAAAUAGACCCCAAACUGCCUAAAGCAAUUGAUAGUAUUAAAAGAUGAAACACUGCUUAGUUGUUGUAGUAGUUGGGUUAGCAGUGUCUGAUGUAGCAGUAUUAGCAGCAGCCUUAAAAUAAAAACGACAGUAAUAAUGAUACUGAUAGCAAAAAUAAUACUAACGUUACCAUUAUUAUUAUUAUUAUUAUUAUUUUCAAAAUAAGAAUCACUUGAGUAAAAAUAUACUUUGUUCAGACAAGAUGACAUAUUAUGAAGCUUCAUCGCAGACUUAACUCAGCGUACACUUUUGUUUGUACAAGGUUAUGCUGACUGUGUCCGCUGCUUUCACUGUGGUCUUGGCCUGAGGUCUUGGAAGAUGGGAGACGACAUUUUUACAGAACAUUCGCGGCACAGACCGACAUGCGAGUUCCUGAAAGCACAGAUUCAUUCAAGAGCGAGUGCGAGCCCAACUCAAGAUUUUGCUAAUGGUCAGCGUUCUUUAUGUAAAACAAUAUUAAAUAUACAGUAGUUUGUGGCAUUUUGGGGGCUGGUAAGAGCUGGAAGUUUCACAACGAAGUCAGAUUGAAUACAAAAAUCGCUGAUUUGUGACGGAAGAAGCCAUUUUCAAAAAUUAUGUCUGCCAAGUAAAUUAGUUCAGGAGCUCGUGUCCGUGUCAUUAAAUACAAGCAAACGAAAGAACAGUAUCUAUUCCUGGUAAGGGCGGCAGCUUACCAACUUUGAUUUCGUAAUAAAGCAGUAGGCAUUAAGAUUUGUUUCACUAUUUGAAAAAAUUCAUUAUAAGCUUUCAAAGUUUUCCCCUAAAUAAUAAGUGGUCUCAGGAUGAAAGAGUAAAAAAAAAAAAUAAUAAUAAAAAAAUAGAAAUACAUACAAAAAAAAAACCUUAAAAAAAACCCAGCGCUUUUAUUAAAAUGCACAUAAAGGUAAGAAGCAUUAUUUUUGAGACACACAAAAAGUUUGUUACAAUUACAUGUCUAAAAAAAAUAAAAGUGUAAUCCCCAAACAUGGUAAGGACUAUUAAGAUUUGUUUCACUAUUUGAAAAAAUUCAUUAUAAGCUUUCAAAUAUUUCCCCUAAAAAAAAAAUGGACUCAGAAAGAAAAAAAAAAAAAAAAAAAUAAUAAUAAAAAAAUAGAAAUACAUACAAAAAAAAAACCUUAAAAAAAACCCAGCGCUUUUAUUAAAAUGCACAUAAAGGUAAGAAGCAUUAUUUUUGAGACACACCAAGAGUUUGUUACAAUUACAUGUCUACAAAAAAUAGAAGUGUAAUCACCAAACAUGGUAAGGACUGCUACCAGAAAGAAAUGCUCAGCAUUCAAGAGAGACUGUCGCUGAACGCCUUUUAAAUUUCAGACAAAUUUCCAAAAGUGAUCUCCAUGUUUCAGAAGCUAAAAUUUAUUUAAAAUCUUCAUGUUCUUAGACGCCCCACAAUGUUAAAGGAAAAAAAAAACACACAAAAUGUCGGCACAGCAGUCUCCAUGUUUGUUCUACCACCCUUGUCUCUUAAGUUUUUGUAUAGUAGGCCUACUCAUUUUAAGGGAUGGGAGUUUUAUUAUUUCAGUAGAAAUGAUCAGAACGGGACAGACAUAUUGAGAGGAAGAAUUAGCAAUGUAGAGAAAUCACAAGAUGCGUGAAAGUAAUCAGGAUUUGAUAAAAAGAUCUCUGUUUCAUAAGCGUGGCGUCACUUGUCUUAAAGUCGUAGAGAAUUUUUUUUAUAAAGUACUUUUGAAUAGUUCAGCUUUAAUGUGGAAAAAGUAUUUGCAAAUACACGUUCACGUAACUAAGAGAAAUAAUAGUAAAAUAAAAAAUAUUUCCGAUUUAUAUUUAGAUUUUUUGGGGGGAUACACGAAUCCCAUAAUAACUUAUAACUUACUUUGUUAGGUUAUCGUAUGUUCAUAACACGUUGAGCUACUCUGAUUUUACUCAAAAUUCGUAAUGCGUUAACUCGUUUAAAAAUAGAAAAAAUAGAGAUCAGAAAUGGUUGAUGAAUAUAGCUGAGUUAUAAAUUCUUUUAAGUUGAUAAAUGUAACAUAUAUCCACAAAUUUAGGACAAAAGUGUGUAAAUUAUAUUUUUAUGUAAAACUUUUUUUAAAAUUUUUUUUUUUACAUUUAUAUUUUCCCUCAACUUGUUUAAAUAUUAUAUAAGUAAACUAAACACUAUCUCAGAAUAUUUGUCUACUUCAGAGAUGCUGACCAACAAUGCUAGAAGACCAGUGACGGAUAGCCCCAAGACUCUGACCAUGAUGGUCACAACCGAACAAACCCCCACGCUGCCGCGACAUUCACCCAAUACACCAUCGAACGAAUAUGACAGAGGACACGAAGCGGAGGAACGCAUCGCGGGACUGACAGAAUCACUUCAGAACGUUGACUCGACCAGUCGGGAUUUAAAGGAUAGUCUAGAGAAUCAGAAAGGUAAGUGUUUGAAAAAAAAAGAUUUUUUUUUUUACCUGGUUUAAAAUAACCACAACAGAUCAGUUGCGCAAUAUUACGAAAACUAAAGUUUAACAGUUAUGUUUAAUUUAUUUAAAAAAAAAAAAAUUACAACAGAGACUGGCUAUUCGUUAUUAUAAAUUUGAAUGUUGCAUUAAAACUGUCUACAAACUAAUAUUGACUGCUAAUAUCAGAUACGUUCGCAAAGAGCACAAUGCAGAAUAACUUACUUGCACAAAAAAAAAACCACAAAAAAAAAAACAAACAAACAAACAAACAAACAACAACAAACACACACACACGCACGCAAAUCACGCCUAAAUGGAAAGCCAUGAAUAUAGACAACGUAACAUUCAAGUAUUAAGGAGAUUAUAGAGAGAUACAGAAAGAGAGAGAGAAAGAGAGAGAGAGAGAGAGAGAGAGAGAGAAAGACAGAGAGAGACAGAGAGAAAAUGUAUGGUUUUGAUAAUUAAAAAGACGACGUGACGUCGUUGAAAUAACACCUUAUCAUCUCCUGGCAAAUAAAAUCGUUUUCAUCUACAUACAAAAAUACUACCUUAUAUGCUCUCGUAUAAGUCACAUGAGUGCAUAGGUUGCAUACUUAGUUUGUGAACUAACAUGAUUUUGUUUACAGGUCAAUAAAACUAAUAUUUAUUUAAAAAAUGACAUGACAUUGGGGUAGAAAAAAGGUGGACCUAUACUUGAAUAUAUACGAUACACUCGAUAACACACUAGAAGAAAAACAACAGGAACUAUUCUUCAUAAGAUCUAAUCUAACUCAUUCCAUCGGCUCAAUUCAUUUUUCAAGGUAAAAAAAAACAACAUUUGAAUAUGUAGAAUGUUUCUAGUGUGGCUUCAUUUAAAAAUUAAAUCGGAUACACUAUGAGAAGACGCAUCCAUUGGAUAAUCAACAUCCUACUGCUAUAGCUUGUGGUUUUUUUUUUUUAGAUUCCGUAAGACGAUCAUUUUGACAAUAAUUCAGAAAAAAACAAAACAACUUCAAAUAACGGGAGUGAUCCCGUCGGAUGGCAGCUCCAUCAAAAUUGGGUAAUUUGUUCUUUGCUUAAAAUGCUGCUAUCAGUAACAGACAUACAUUUUGUAUCUGUGAAAUAAGCGUCAAUUGAUGGAUAAGCCGAACCGUGACCAGCUAAUUAUCAUGCUUUCAGGCCAGUGUUUAAAAAAUGGCAGUGGCUGGGGUGGGGGUGGGGAUUAAGACAUCAUACAUUUAAACCUGACUGAGCGUACGAUACUGUUUUGGACAACUGGACACAAUAAUGAAUAUUUGGAUGAUAAAUGAAGGACUGUGUUCAAGAUGUGUGAAGGAGAAAAUAGAACAAGGUAUUUGGAAGCUUGAAAUAGAAAAACAGGGCACAUGUCGUAUUCUUAUUUGCCCUGUCUGUCCCAGAAAGGCUCUUAUCCGAAACGUUCUUAUCUUAUUGUCCUGUCUUUCUAUUCAUAGUUUCCACAUACCUUGCUCUACUAUUUAAUAUUUGCAGGAGAAUACACUAUAAACUAUUACUUACAAUUCCAUGACACAUUGGGAUUUUAUUUAGAAAAUUUAGCCGAGCGCCUCCUGCAGAGGGAGAACAAUGUGCUAAAGGGUCAAUUGAUGUGUAAGGCGUGUCAUGUUAAGCCCAUUAAAGACCUGUUUUUACCCUGUGGAGAAUUGUACGCGUGUGAAGAAUGCUCAGAAAAGUUCUCCAACUGCCCGUCCUGUAACAAGCUCAUAUUAGGGACCGUGAAGGUCUAUUUUACAUAAGUGGGUGAGUUUGAAGUUAGCACUUUCAAAGUAUACAUUUUUGAAUAAAAUAUGUCCAAAAAAUAUAAUAAUAAUCUAGCACUGGUAGAUAUGCCAGAGUUGUAAGGUUCAUAUAUUAAAAUUUAAAAAAACAACAACAUAAUUUAAUUAGGAUGUUUCUUAAAGCAAUUUGUUUAGUAGUUUAAUCUUCGCAUAGUUUAAUUAAUCCGAUCGCCAAUAGGACACUAAAACUAGUGCCUUGCAUAAAAUUCUUUGGCUAAACUGCCAUGAAAUAACUUUUAAAAUAUAUACACGUGUAUUUUAUGAAACUUUUAUUAAUGAGUUUUUUAAUUAAAUUAUGUAUGUAUUUAUUAUUAUUAUUUAAUUUGUGUCUCUGUGUGUAUGUGAAAUCGUUUGUUAAAAAGGAGGCGUGGCCAAAUUUAUAAAACGAUUUCUCUAGCAGAGGAAUGUUUAUUAAUAUCCGUAUUUCUUUCAUUUUUUUUUAUUUACAGUCAUCAGGAGGUCUUGAAAUGAGCAACCGAUAUCAAUAUCAGAAGUUGUCACGGACAUGAAUAGUUUUACUUGCUCGCGUUAAAUUUUAACGUUUAAGGGAUUAGAUGUGCAUUACAUAUAAUGUGCGCACUUAUUUCUUUUCUUAUUAAAUCACUGUUAAGAAAUAUUUAUAGACCCGUAAAGAGGGGAGAGGGGUGGGAACUUGAUUUCAUUUAAGAACCAAAGCUGAUCGAUCAGUUCCUGUCGUAAUGAUGAGAGGGCGGUGAACCGCUCGAGAUUGUCCCAGGUGACACUCAUGGACAGUCGGCCAUACGCUAUUAUGAAAUAAAUGAUUAACCACACCACGACGAGCUGACCGGUCGUGACGGUCCCAAGUCCGUACGAGCCAACAAGGACGAUCACAGAUGACCCCAGAGGAAAGGAAGAAUCAGUUUGAAAAUUAUGUUUGGAUGUUCUUUUCAGUGCAGCUCUGUGUUUAAAUCUGCGUGUAGUUAGACUACCCGUUUGUUUAACUUAUAAAUCACAAUCAUUUAAUAAAUCCUUCCCCGGUUCACAAUCUUAAAUCUAUUGUAUUCCAAUAUAAAGCAACCCCUUUUUUCAAUCAUACCCAAUUGGCGUCCAUAGAUGUGAUGUUGUCACAACAGAAUGUUGAAAAUGAAAUUGUUCCGUGGACGCUCAUAAAUCUAUCCAUUACUAUUUAAAUUAAGUUUAUUAUUUUGUAAAAAAAUAUAUCUCUUUCCACCCGUGUCCUCUGCCCUAAAUAUAUAUCUGUAAAAAGUGAGUCUGUUUGUGUGCUUAGUUUGAAGUGGUUUUUUUUGGGGUUUUUUAAAGUUUCACGUUAAGAUCAGCAAACACGCAACAGCGACAUUAACAUGUGAAGCCACGUUUGAUCAAAAUGUCUAUGUUUAAGUACGCUGUGAGAUAAAGAAUGUCUGAGUGUUGAGUAACGAGUAAUGACGUUUUGUGAUGUCCCAGAUGAGCUUAAAGUGGGAGGGCCAAUCACUUCACUGUAUCUUUGACCUAAGCUGGGUCAAUAACUUCACUGUAUCUUUGAUCUAAGCUGGGUCAAUCACUUCACGGUAUCUUGGACCAAAGCUGUAAAGUAGUUUAAAAAGCGUUGAUCCAAUAUUUUUAAAAUAGUCUCUUGAAUGUGACGGGGUGUAUUUUCUCUUAAAGCCUACUUUAAGAUUUGGCUUAAUGUACCGUAUAACUAUUCUUAUAUUUCUUUAUGUAUAUAU